UUAUUUAUUUAAUUAUAUGUAUAUAAUUCGAUGGAUCAAUUUCUGGUAUCAGUAUCUUCAACUUUGGAUCUUAACGUCAAGCUUUUAAAUCCGGAUUAUUUCGUCAUGAUUAUUGGAUUGUUGAUUGAUUGAAGGCCCCAAUUGUCUUGCCUACAAUAGAAACUAGCCAUGAAUUCCCCCAACCCAAGAGGAGUACCUCCCAGGCAUACAUAAUUUUGAUGACUUCCCUUUUCUCUGGGCUUCCACAGUCGAUCUCCUUAGCUAUGAUGAGGAAAUCCUGCAAAAUUUCAAUGUACUUGUGCCCCCCAUAAAUAAAAGCCCCAACUAAGCAAAUUUCAAACUUUUUCUCUGUGCUUGAGCCAUGUACCCCGUAAGUGUUUUAAUUCAUAAAUCAGGUUACACGUGAAUGCGAUUGGAGAUGGGGCAGGGCUCCUGUGCUGGAAAUUUGUAUUUGGUCUGGAUGUAUUAAAAAUGAAUAAAUAAAAUCCCAAUUCUUGUUGGAGAAAAGGUAAGUAGAUAACAGUCAACUGACCGCAAAACAGACCUCUCCUCCUCUUCCGUCGCUGCAGCAGCAUAUGGUAGACCGUAGACCAAACAAGAAAGCCGUGACUCAUCACAUAAGUCCAAAUCCAUUGAACCCCACCACCCCCUAACCACACCUCCCAGGCAGCCAGGCUUCCACCAUUUCCCCUCAUUUAUCCACAAAAUCCCACGCCACCCCACCCACAGGUGCAUCUUAGAAGCUUCAGAUCCCAAGACAUCCAUGGAUCCCACACGCAAAAAGCACCCCAAAUCCUCCUCCACCCCCUCCUCCACCUCUGCUCUCUCAGAUCCCUCUGCCCACAAAAUCUCAAACCACUUCUCCCGGCACAAACUCCACACUACCCUCAAUGCCAAGAAUCCGCCGCCUCGUGUGGACACCCGUUUGCAGGCUAAGGCCAUGACAGUUUCCCUCAUAGGUGCUGACUCCUCCAAUGCUUUUAUCAUCAAGCCAAACCGCAAGCACGCAGCGCCUGCAGCAAAAAUGGAUGCACCACCCCCAGCUGAAAGCAAGGAGAGGCUGAAGAAGUCUCCAGUGAAGAAGGAAAAGGAGAAGAAAGAAUCUCAGGACAGGCGCGAUAUCAAGAAACUGUCCUCUAAAGAAGUCAAUGAUAUCAACAAAGUAUUGAAAGUAGCCAAAGAAAAAGAAUCUCUACAGGGACAUGGACAUGAUAUCAUGAGGCGGCCUUCUUUUUCGCUUGGCAGGAGAAGAUCUUUCUGCAGCUCACAAGUUGAGUUAGCUGGUUUCUUGGCCAGCACUGGGGUGAAAGUUGUGUCUGUUGACAUGCCACCCUUUAUGCAGAUCCAUGCUGUGGAUUGUGCAAGGAAUGCUUAUGACAGCUUGGAGAAGUUCACUUCCAAGACCCUUGCCAUGACUCUAAAGAAGGAAUUUGAUGGGGUAUAUGGACCAGCAUGGCAUUGUAUUGUUGGGACAAGCUUUGGGUCCUUUGUAACACAUUCAGUUGGAGGGUUUAUGUAUUUCGCAAUGGAUCACAAGUUGUAUAUCCUCUUGUUUAAGACCGCUGUACAGAGAGCAGAUUGAGGUGGACAACUUGGAAGCUAAGAUCUCACAGCUUUCUGGUAUAGAAAAAUUUUGACAACCAAGAGCCAAGCAAGCGCUAGUGCUGUCUCCUCUGCAGCUUGUACAUGGUUUUUCUCAGGAAUGCAUAGGAGACUUCUUUCUUUCCAUUGUUCUCUUGUCAUCAAAAGAAACCUUUUUGAGUUGUAUACUUUCAGGGUUUAGAUAUAUAAUAUAAUAACCCAUUUACUACCAGCCCCUAUGCAUUAUGCAAUUAGAUCAUCUUUCAACUUUCUAGUUUUUUUUUCCUCUUUACUUGAUUGAAAUAUAUGCACUGUACAACUUGAAUGCUCA
Molecule: messenger RNA, 1912 nt
Organism: Vitis riparia (riverbank grape)
Lineage: Eukaryota; Viridiplantae; Streptophyta; Magnoliopsida; Vitales; Vitaceae
Exons: 2
Coding region: 764-1582 (272 amino acids)
Biological process (GO): microtubule-based process
Cellular component (GO): dynein complex
Molecular function (GO): dynein intermediate chain binding; dynein light intermediate chain binding
Source: RefSeq, a predicted model, not a curated record